Oldenlandia corymbosa var. corymbosa is the source of this 1589-nucleotide messenger RNA. Lineage: Eukaryota; Viridiplantae; Streptophyta; Magnoliopsida; Gentianales; Rubiaceae. The record is from the annotation of a GenBank genome assembly.
GCUCGUUCUUUUGUUUUCAUUCAAUGAUUUUCUUCAAGAAUGUUCUGUUCUUUGUUGAAUCAUUAGAAUUUUGUUCAUGGGCUUGUGAUUGAAAAGAAGCCCUGUUUUGGGUUGAGCUUGAGCAUACUCUUUUCCUCCCUUUUAUUUUGUUGUCAUGUCAUCUGUCUUGAUUCUUGCUAUAUAGAUUUCAUCAAUUGGCUUUGCUAGCUUAAAUCUUGUAUCUUGGUGGGUUUUGCUUUAAAGUAAGAAAAUGAGAUUUGAUUUGGUUCGAACUUCAAAGAGUAGCGAAAAUUUUCAGAUAAUGAUCCAUUUCAACAUUGUCUUCUCCAUGUGCUGAUAAUUUUCCCACUUUUUUUUUUUAUAAAAUAGUUUCCCAGCUACCUUUAUAUGCGUUCAAGGUAAAUGAGAAUGAUUUGGAUAAGAAAUCUACCUAUUCCUGCAAUGGAGUAUCUCCAAUGUGCUUUUUAAACAACUUACUAUUGGGGCAAUGGGAAGAUAGAAUGAGAAGAGGCCUCUUUCGGUAUGAUGUAACAGCCUGUGAGACAAAGGUCAUUCCAGGAAGAUAUGGUUUUAUAGCCCAACUCAAUGAAGGGCGUCACCUGAAGAAAAGGCCAACUGAAUUUCGCGUAGACCAGGUUCUGCAGCCCUUUGAUGAGAAGAAGUUCAACUUCACUAAGGUCGGCCAAGAAGAAGUGCUGUUUAGGUUUGAACCAAGCAAAGACGAUAUGUCUCUUUUCUUUCCUGCCCAUCCAGUUGAUGCUGGUUCGAGUUCCCCGAGUGUAGUUGCUAUUAAUGUUAGUCCAAUCGAAUAUGGGCAUGUGCUUCUUAUACCUUGUGUCCUUGAUUGCUUACCGCAGAGAAUUGAUCAUGAGAGCUUUCUUCUUGCUCUUAAUUUUGCCAAAGAAGCUGCAGAUCCUUUCUUUAGAGUUGGUUAUAACAGUUUGGGUGCCUUUGCCACCAUUAAUCAUCUUCACUUUCAGGCGUAUUACUUGUCAGUGACUUUCCCAGUGGAGAAAGCACCAACCAGCAGAAUAAUGAGCCGGAAGGGAUUGCAUGGUUCCGAGUUAGUGGUCUCUGAGCUGCAGGAUUAUCCUGUUCGAGGCCUCGUGUUUGAGGGUGGAAGCACGCCUCGUGAUUUAUCCGAUGCUGUUGCAAAUUCGUGCAUCUGUCUGCAGCAGAAUAACAUUCCGUUUAAUGUUCUAAUCACAGAUUGUGGUAGGAAAGUCUUCUUGCUCCCACAGUGUUAUGCGGAGAGACAAGCUCUUGGUGAAGUAAGCCAGGAGCUUUUGGAGACUCAAGUGAAUCCAGCAGUUUGGGAGAUCAGUGGGCAUAUGGUACUCAAGAGGAGAAAAGAUUAUGAUGAUGCCUCGGAGGAGCGAGCGUGGAAACUUCUCUCCGAAGUGUCAUUGCCGGAGGCGAGGUUCGAAAAGGUGAAGGCCUGUGUGUCUACAUCAGCCGGUAUUCAGCUAGGACCGGAUAAUCGCAGCUUGGACAUGAAAGAAGGUCCCUAUGAUUCCCAAACACCUCCAGUUGCCUCACAUCUGCAUCAAAGAUGUUUAGUCACCAGCAGUCUUGCAAGUACUUUGUAG